AUGCGUUUUGCGACGGCUUUCAGUCUGGGCCUCUUGGCCCCCUCCGCCCUUGCCCUCUGCCCCUAUGCACAGCAGAUGGCCCGCGAUGUCGACUCCUCGUCCAUCCCUCAUGCCCUCCCACCGCGCGAUCUACCCACCUCCGACAAGAAGGGGGUGUUUCUCAUGAACAGAAUAGCCCCUGGUACCUCGCAACUAUACAUUGCCAACGCAGAUGGUAGUAACGAGCGCCCUCUCCUCUCCGACCCGGUGUACGAAUACCACGCUGAGUUCUCGCCCGAUGGACAAUGGAUCUCAUUCACUGGCGAGAGGAACGGAGACGGAAACUCUGACAUCUACCGGGUCCGAACAAAUGGAUCGGAUCUCGAGGAGCUAGUUGCGACACCUUCGGUCGAGGACUCGGUGGUGCUAUCGCCGAAUGGAAGCCUGGCUGCCUUCGUCUCGACGGCGAACGGUUACAAGGCGAAUAUCUGGGUGUUGGAUAUCGAGACGGGGAAGAGAUGGAGCCUCACAGAUACACCUACCACAGCCGGCAAUGCGUCCCUGAUGAAUGGGUAUUUCCGUCCUUCCUGGUCACCGGAUGGUCAGUGGAUUGCGUUCUCGUCGGACCGCAACGUCGAUUGGGAUGGGCACGGUGAUCAGACAUAUAUGGGUCUCAGUGGUUGGGAACAUACACAGGAGCUGUCUAUCUAUGUCAUCCGGCCGGAUGGAUCGGACUUUCGUCAGGUCGUCACCAAGAAAGGGUAUGCUUUGGGUUCGCCGAAGUGGUCUCCCGACGGCCGGCGUAUUCUAUACUACCAGAUGACUCGAGCCGCCACGUGGGAUGCGCAUCGUCCUGAAUCCGUUGCCUCGGCCAACUCGACCUUGGUCUCGGUUGAUUUCGAGACCGGGUCCGACAUCAAGGAGGAAGUCGGGGGAGCUGGUGUCAAGAUCUACCCGCAGUACAUCAACAAGAACGAGAUCGGCUACUUGAUAAAGGGUGGAGACAAAGAGGGUAUCUUCACUACGAACGGUGGAUACAUCAACAGCAGCACGAUCCGCACGCCCGCAUGGUCCCCCGACGGCAAGAAGGUCGUCUACGAAAAGAUCAGCUGGGACCAGCGGCCGAUGGAGAAGAAGCUCUUCAGCUGGGAUGAGGACUGGGAGUACCGCUUCACCGACGUCUUCCCGCAGCUCUCCAUGCAAAAUCAGCUCGCCAUCACCCAGAAACAGCUCGGCAACUCGUCCGUCGUCACUAUGACCCCCUCCGCCGACAACCUGCAACUCAUCUACGACUCCCUCGACAACGACAUGAUCAACACCGGACAUAACGCACAAGGUCUCGCCGGCGCUUUCCAACCUUCCUGGUCCCCGGACGGCGAAUGGCUCGUCUUCGGCCUGGGGUCCUGGUUCACACAGCGCGGUGCCUACGGCGGCUGGCUGAUCCGAGCCACAGCCAACGGGUCCUACACGGAGGUCCUCACGAACAGCACCUCCGAUCUCAGCGCCAACUCCACGGCCAUCAACUCCGGCUUUCCCAGUUUCUCGCACGACGGCAAGAAAGUCGUCUUCCGCGUCUGGGGCACCCAGUCGGCCAAAGGAGCGCAGUCACAGCUCGGCCUCCGGGUUCUGGACCUCGAGACUCGCAAAAUCACCGUUCUAACCACCGAAUGGGAUAACCUGCCGUUCUUCUCCCCCGACGGCGAACGGAUCGUGUUCACGCGCAAGACCGACCCGACAAAUUACGAGGUCUGCACGAUCCGUCCAGACGGUACCGACCUGCGUAUUCUGACCAGCAGCGGCGCGAACGAUGCCCAUGCCGUUUGGUCGCAUGAUGGUCGCAUCAUUUAUUCGACUGGCAUGUUCGGGUUCCAGUAUGAAUGCGCGCUGUAUGAUAACACAUUCCAGCCGUACGGGCAGAUCAUGGUCAUGGAUGCCGACGGCUCGAAUAAGCAGGUCUUGACGGACUCGAUUUGGGAGGAUUCCAUGCCUUUGUAUCUGCCCAAUUCAGCGCUUUCGAAGCGGAAUUGA
Messenger RNA from Aspergillus melleus, 2007 nucleotides. RefSeq names its product TolB family protein. The record is from RefSeq and is a predicted model, not a curated record. NCBI's taxonomy places the organism in Eukaryota, Fungi, Ascomycota, Eurotiomycetes, Eurotiales, Aspergillaceae. The transcript has a single exon. The coding region runs from base 1 to 2007 and encodes 668 amino acids.